Molecule: messenger RNA, 1107 nt
Organism: Panicum virgatum (switchgrass)
Lineage: Eukaryota; Viridiplantae; Streptophyta; Magnoliopsida; Poales; Poaceae
Exons: 6
Coding region: 1-1107 (368 amino acids)
Source: RefSeq, a predicted model, not a curated record
AUGGCGGCCUGUGGGCGGCUCUCCACAGCGGCGGCGGCAGCGGACAGUGAGGCUCGCGGCGGCGGCAUUGCUGAGCUAGGAAGGGAGGGGCCGGAGAUGGUGGAGGUGGUCGUGAGGGUGCCGAGCGAUGGGAUGGGCUUAUUUAAAGGCGUGGCGAGGCGGUGGAGCGGGCGGGGCGGGUCGGUGCCGGCCGUUGAGCUCCACUUACCGCACCGUGUUAAGAGACAGUUCUCAAGACUGCAAGACUUCCCUCCAGAGGCUAUUUCUACUUUCCAGGCAUUGCAUCGGAAGAAACGCUACACUGAGAAUGAUUGGCGUGUCAAACACGCAGUGCCUCUAGCGCAGUGGGACCAGAGGCAAAGGAUGGAUCCGGAACUUGGAUCAGCACAUAAGAACAACCAUUACAAGGAAUACCUUCGUUGGUUCCAUUCAGUCACUAGAGUUUCAAUCAAGCCGCCACGGUCAACUGAGCCUAUAGAAGACCAUCCGGACACGGAUGAUGAUGAUGACAUCAUCGACGAGUACGAUGACAUCACACACAGAGGAGUGCAGCCCGAGAGGGGCCCUUUACAGAACUACAUGGCACAACAACUCGGCCGUCUCGCUAACGAGGCAGGCGUGGCAAUGGCCCAUGCAAGCGAAGGAGAUAAUGGAGGGGGCCACUUUAGGGCAUUUGUCGAGAGGGUACGCAGGAGUUGCAGGCGGAUGGCCGCGAAGCUUAAUUGCAUGGCUCGCCCUAACGAGGACUUUGGUCCACUGGCCCCUGGUGCGGGAGCUUCUAGUGCACGUGGCCCCACCUCAAGCAACCGUACACCAAUUCACUACGGUGAUGUGACCGCUACAACUCCUUUGCCCUCCGGUUCCAGAAGUCGUUCGCGGUCCACUUCGAGGACGGCAUCACGUGCCAUGUCUAGGGGGAAAGCUAUCCAGUCACCAGAAACCAGUGGAGAGUCCGACCGCCAGGACAACUCAGAAGAUGAAGACCCAACCUUUCAGGUACUCAGGAUGUCUCAGUUAUUUGAUGCUCCCCUAGGAACGCAGACUCAGGGCGAAUCAAGCCAGGUUGAGAUGGACAAGAUCCUUGUAAUGGACUACUGUAGCUUCUAA